This is a messenger RNA of Chlamydomonas reinhardtii, 2143 nucleotides long. RefSeq lists its product as uncharacterized. The record is from RefSeq and is a predicted model, not a curated record. The transcript has 4 exons. Gene Ontology annotation, molecular function: ATP hydrolysis activity; ATP binding. Bases 106 to 1128 code for a protein of 340 amino acids. Lineage: Eukaryota; Viridiplantae; Chlorophyta; Chlorophyceae; Chlamydomonadales; Chlamydomonadaceae.
GAAGCCCACGGUGCUUGUUGAUAAGCUACGUGGUUCGAUUGCCCCCGCAUAUCAGCAUAUUUUGUUGUCAGUGUUGCUCAGUUGUGGAUUAUAAUAAAAUUAAGAAUGUCAGUACCGCUGCUGGAGGUGCGCGGCCUUCGUCGCGACGUGGGCGAGCGCACCAUCUUGCAGAACAUCAGCUUCAGCCUGGACGAGGGCCAGGUGCUGUUCGUGCGCGGGCCCAGCGGUGUGGGCAAGUCGCUGCUGCUGCGUGCGCUGGCGUGCCUGGACCAUGCGCAGGCCGGCACGCUCCUGCUGCACGGCAGCCCGCCCGCCGCCGUGGGCUACCCCGCCUGGCGCACCGCUGUGGCCUACGUGCCCCAGAGCCGCGCCACCAGCCUGCGCGGCACACCCGCGGAGUCCUACUUCGCAGCCCAGCGCUUCGCGGCGCAGCGGGGCCGGCCGCGCGGCGACCUGCCGGCCCUGGUGGCGGCACUGGGUCUGGAGCAGGGCGUGCUGCACCAGCAGUGGGGCGAGCUGUCGGGCGGCCAGGCUCAGCGUGUGGCUCUGGCCAUCAGUGUGGCUCUGGGCCCGCAGGUGCUGCUGCUGGACGAGCCCACCUCGGCAUGCGACCUGGAGGCGGCGCUCAGGGUGGAGCGGGUUCUCGUCACGUGCGGCGCGGCGCUGGUGUGGGCGUCCCACGACCCCGCCCAGGCGGAGAGGGUGGGCGGGCGCCUUCUGGAGCUGCCGCUGGCCAACAUCACACACCUGCCCCCGCCGCAGCACCCACACCCGCUGCAGCUGCAGGGCGGCGGCGUCACGGGGGCGGCUGGCUCAGGCCCCGGGGCCGCAGCGGCGCUGGGCGGGGGCGCGGCAGGUGCCGCUGCUGCUGGAGGGAGCGGCGGCGCACACCAUCAGCACCAGCACCCGCACCCUGCACCUGCGGGCGCCGCCGGCCCGGCUCAGCUGCUGCGUGGCGACGUGCCGUUUUUCCCGGACGAGGGCGAGGGCGAGGGCGAGUCGCUUUCGGCACUGCUGUCGCCGCCCUUCUCGCCACCGCCGGAGCCGCAGCAGCAGUCGCUGCAGCAGUCGCUGCAGCAGUCGCUGCGGCCGCCCGCGGUGGCGGCGGCGGCCCGCGGCGUGCCCUGAGCCGAGUGCCGCCGGGCAUGUGCUCCUGCCAAGUGGUCAGACGACGAUGAGGACCACAGGACCGUGAGGGCGCCUCACUGCCGCAUGUGUGUGGACGUGUGGGUGGGCCCGGUGCGUAGUGCGUUCAGCGCAUGUCCACAGCGCCGGACUGCGGCCGCCGCUCCGCACCACAACGGCGUGAAGCGGGCCACCCGCCACCGCCACAACCGCCACCACUGCCACCACCGCCACCAGCCACCAGCAGCAGUGCCAUGCAUCACCGCGACGGGUGCGCUUCGGUCAUGGGGCGUGCGGCAGCCUCGUGCGGGCGUGAAGAUGCUUGCCAUCAACACGCAUACGUACACACAUACGCACUCAACGGCGCCGCGUGCAGCAUGCAGCCGCCUCGCCACGGCGCAGGUCGCCUGCGGACUCGGGGCGUUUAAUGGGCGUCGGCGGCCGCCGUGACCCCCCGCCACCCGCCACCCGCGGCUGCCCACCGCGGCCUCACCCGUGGUCACUGAUGGCGCCAGACGACAGCAUAUGCACUAGCUACUGCCGCCCCCGCCACAUGCUCACACUGGGCAGAGGGAGGGCUGGCGGCUGCAGCUGCGCCUCGCGUGCCUGGCCAGAGCGGCUGGUGCAAGGCGCUGCCGGACAGCCCGAUUUCGCAGCGUUGAGACGUGCGUUGAGACCUGAGGUGGCAAGUGCUGGCGUCACGAACUGUAUAGUGAUGCGAUGCCGGUGGAGUUUGAUUGGUGGAUUCAGUCAGCCCUGUGAGCGAGGGUGAGCGAGAGCUCUGUCGAGGUGUACGCGGCGGUGCAGGCUUGCAGCCCGCCAGAAGGCGGGUUGAGGGUUCUUGUUUCGGGACUUGUUAUUAUGUAAUUCCAGAGUGCUUUUCAUUUGUUGUGGAUGCACUGAAGGUGUAGGUGGGAGCGCAAGCGCCACCAAACUUCGUGGUCGUUUCGUUUUUCGCACGACAAGACUGUCGAUUUUUGCCAGGGUCGGCGGUAUGGCCCUGUAAAUGGCUAUAAUG